Teleopsis dalmanni is the source of this 1314-nucleotide messenger RNA. RefSeq names its product protein pellino (gene Pli). The transcript is spliced from 9 exons. Gene Ontology annotation, molecular function: protein binding; ubiquitin protein ligase activity. The record is from RefSeq and is a predicted model, not a curated record. The coding region runs from base 1 to 1299 and encodes 432 amino acids. Gene Ontology annotation, biological process: protein polyubiquitination; regulation of Toll signaling pathway. Lineage: Eukaryota; Metazoa; Arthropoda; Insecta; Diptera; Diopsidae.
AUGGAGAGUUAUGGCAUAAUAUACUGGUGGGCCAGUACUGACGGCACAGAAUCUCCAAUUCUUGCAGAAGCCGAUGCUGAUGGACAUGAUAAACCACGAGUGCGAUAUGGUGAAUUAGUUAUAUUGGGUUAUAAUGGUUAUUUACCACAAGGCGAUCGUGGACGAAGACGUUCAAAAUUUGUACUCUAUAAACGCACAGAACCAAAUGGUGUUAAACGUUCCAAACAUUACAUCGUACAGUCACCACAAACAUCGAAAGCUAUUUUGGAUGCCAAUCAACACUCGAUAUCAUAUACACUUUCACGGAAUCAGGCUGUAAUUGUUGAAUAUAAAGAAGACUCAGAAACGGAUAUGUUUCAGGUUGGACGCUCGUCAGAAUCACCAAUUGACUUUGUUGUAAUGGAUACGCUACCCGGUGAUAAAAAAGAUGCUAAAGUCAUGCAGAGUACAAUAUCGCGUUUUGCAUGUCGUAUUUUGGUUAACAGAUGUGAAGCAUCAAAAGCAAGAAUAUUCGCAGCUGGAUUUGAUUCAAGUAGAAAUAUAUUUUUGGGUGAGAAGGCAACUAAAUGGCAAGACAAUGUAGAAAUUGAUGGUCUAACAACAAAUGGUGUGCUAAUAAUGCAUCCGAAAGGUCAAUUUUGCGGUGGUAAUGCUAAGUGUGGUCUAUGGCGUGAGUGUUCUGUGGGUGGUGAUGUGUUCAGUUUGCGUGAGUCAAGAUCGGCACAACAAAAGGGUCAACCGAUAUACGAUGAAUCGAAUGUACUGCAAGACGGUACUUUAAUAGAUUUAUGUGGUGCUACAUUAUUAUGGCGUUCUGCAGAGGGUUUACAACAUUCACCGACAAAACGUGAUUUAGAAAAAUUGAUUGAUGAAAUUAAUGCUGGUCGUCCACAGUGUCCUGUUGGUUUGAAUACUUUAGUUAUACCUAGAAAAGUGAAUAUUGGUGAUCAAAUAAAUCAACCUUAUGUGUACUUAAAUUGUGGACAUGUACAGGGUCAUCAUGAUUGGGGACAGGAUAAAAGUACAGGUGCACGUCGUUGUCCAAUGUGCCUAGAAGUUGGUCCUGUUGUUACAUUAUGCAUGGGUCUUGAACCUGCAUUUUAUGUUGAUGUGGGUGCUCCUACAUUUGCAUUUAAUCCAUGUGGUCACAUGGCGACUGAAAAAACUGUCAAAUAUUGGGCUAAUGUUGAUAUACCACAUGGUACAAAUGGCUUUCAGGCAGUUUGUCCAUUUUGUGCGACGCCACUUGAUGGUUCUUCUGGUUAUAUCAAAUUAAUAUUUCAGGAUAAUUUAGAUUAAAUAUAUUAGGUCUUU